Molecule: messenger RNA, 1889 nt
Organism: Bombina bombina (fire-bellied toad)
Lineage: Eukaryota; Metazoa; Chordata; Amphibia; Anura; Bombinatoridae
Gene: DNAJC1
Product: DnaJ heat shock protein family (Hsp40) member C1
Exons: 12
Coding region: 135-1721 (528 amino acids)
Cellular component (GO): endomembrane system
Source: RefSeq, a predicted model, not a curated record
UCCCACCUCACACGCUGUACUCCGGCAGCCUAAGUUGUGUGCAGUAGCAGCAGGCCCUGGCAGCCACGUCUGCUGAGAGGAAGAGGGGGUGAUAACCGUGGCUUCUGUGAGGCCUCCCUCUGUCCAGUAUUAGUAUGUGGAUCUCCGGUUCUCGGUUUCUCGUGCUCCUGCUGUUACUGUGUUAUAAUGGUUUUCUUCCCACCGGAGCUUGGGACAACGGGGAUUUGGAGCUUUUUGAUCUGGUAGAGGAGAUCCAGCAAAACUUCUACCAAUUUCUGGGAGUUGAGCAGGAUGCUUCAUCUGCUGACAUUAGAAAAGCCUAUCGUAAGCUCUCCUUAAUACUGCACCCAGACAAGAACAAGGAGGAAAACGCAGAAACCCAGUUCAGACAAUUGGUGGCCAUAUAUGAAGUAUUAAAGGAUGAAGAGAGGCGAAAGCGGUACGAUGAUGUCCUUGUUAAUGGCCUCCCGGAUUGGCGACAGCCUGUGUUCUAUUACAGGCGGGUGAGAAAGAUGAGCAAUGCAGAGCUAGCAUUUCUUUUGUUCAUUAUUUUCACAGUGGGCCAUUAUGCUGUGGUUUGGUCCAUCUACUUGGAGAAGCAGCUGGAUGAUCUUCUUAGCAAAAAAAAGAAAGAAAAGAGGAAAAAAGCUGGGGGCAAGACAUUUGAUGAAUUGAAAUUCAGCUUGGAGAAAAAUGAAAGAGUACUUGAAAAACCACAGUGGCGGGAUCUGCUGCCUUUCAAGCUUGGAAUCUGGUUUUACCUUACUGUAAAAUCAUUGCCUCAACUAAUUCAGGAUGCCAAACAGUUUUAUGCAGAGUACAAUGAGAAGAAAAUUCAAGAAAAAGAAGAAGCUGAAGCUCAAGCCGAACUAGAAACUCUUCUAAAGGAGAAGAAACCGAAAGUAAAGAAAGCAAAAUCUGAAUUUCCAGUUUAUUCAGUAGUUGAGGCUAAUAUUAAUUUACCACAAUAUGAUCAAGGAGUCAGUAUUGAGGAAAUUGAGGAUCAAGUGGACGACUGGUUGGAAAAUCGGAGCAAAAUACAAAAAAAGCAGGCACCUGAAUGGAAAGAGGAGGACCUUGGUCAGCUGACAAGAAGUAUGGCUAAGUUCCCAGGAGGGACCCCUGGUCGAUGGGAGAAGAUUGCUCACGAAUUGGGUCGAUCAGUGGCAGAUGUUACAACAAAAGCAAAACAAAUGAAGGAUGCAGUUACAUAUUCAAUAGGUACAGUUCGAUUAUCCGAUUUAAAGUGCACAACAAAGAGUGCUAAUUUAUCUGACAAUAUAAUCACACAGCGGGAAGAUUAUGAACUGGAUUCUGAAGAGCGGGAGCUCUCUGCAUCUCAAAGUGAUACUGGUGUACGAGCCCGAAAAAGAAAAAGUGCAAAACCAACAGAAGAAUCAUCAUCUAUGAAAGAGGAAGCUGAAGACAAAAUUAGGGGCAGACGCCAAAGAGACUUUGAUGAUACAGAGCAGGAAGCUGAAGAACUUGUGGAUAGUGACGAUGAAAAUAGAAAAAAAGAGAGAGGACGUACAGGAGAAGAUCUAUGGUCUCAAAACCAACAGAAACUUUUGGAAUUAGCUCUACAGCAGUACCCAAAGGGAACAUCUGAGCGCUGGGAUAAAAUAGCCAAAUGUGUGCCUGGGAAAACUAAGGAGGAUUGUGUUUGCAGAUACAAGCUGCUAGUGGAACUGGUACAAAAGAAGAAGCAGGCAAAAAGCUGAUGAUUAGCAUCUAUUUUAAAGCAUGGAGAAUGUUAAAGAAUAAGCAGUACUAUGCUAAUUGUACCUCAGUAUUUUCUUGAACAUGUCAUGUGCCUUAGAAAUAAAAUAAUUAAAAGAUCCGAAACAUUUCACAUGCUUACAAAAUAAAACUUAUUUUUUUAUACCAGA